Prorocentrum cordatum is the source of this 2034-nucleotide messenger RNA. NCBI's taxonomy places the organism in Eukaryota, Dinophyceae, Prorocentrales, Prorocentraceae. The record is from the annotation of a GenBank genome assembly.
AUGAUGUCCGCGGGCGUUGGAAACGUAGCCGCCGUGCACGCCGCCCAGGACGACGACAAGACGCUGGACGCCGGGCCCGGCGACGAGCCUGCCUCGUCCACGUCGGAGCGGCUCGACAGGAGGCAGGUCAUCGCCGACGCCGCCAAGCGAUCGCAGAUGCAGGGCGUGUGGAAGUACCAGGUCGCGGUGUACGACUUUUAUCACGAUGUCGGCCGCAAGCAGAGCUACGUUCAGGUAUCCGUUGCGCUCCUCAUUUUUACGAACUUCAUCUGCCAGGUCAUACAACGGCAGGUGGACCCGGCGUAUACCCACUCAGACGACAUGUCCAACAAGACUACGUGGGUUACCAUCGACACGAUUUUCAACGUUCUCUUCCUGAUAGAGCUCCUGAUCAAUAUGUACGGGAGCUGGAUGUGGCCAUUCCUCUCGCAGGGCUGGAACCUUUUCGAUUUGUUCGUCGUAUCGAUCGGUGUCAUAGACCUCCUGUCGCUGAUGUUCGACUUCUCAUACCCGCCCCAGCUGAAGACGCUUCGCCUUUUCCGCGCUUUUAGGGUGUUCCGCCUGUUCGGCCGGGUCGAGUCUUUGAGGAAAAUCUUAGAUACGAUUUGGAAGGCGGUGCCAGGAGUGAUCAACGCCUUCAUCCUGCUGCUGAUCGUGAUGUCCAUCUAUUCCGUCCUCGCCGUGGACGCCUUCGGAGGUCUGUACCAGGAGGCCUGCGCACUGCCGAACCCGCCCCCUGGAGCGCUGACGGGCCGCCAGGAAUGCUACGGGGCGGAGUACUACGGGUGCUUCACCGCGGCGCUGUACACCCUCUUCCAGAUCCUCACGGGCGAGUCGUGGCCGGCGUUCGCCCCAUCCUCCACUACUUCCAGGUCAAGAACUCCGAAUGCCGAGGACAACAGGGGCGACAUGUCCACGUUCGGGGUGUCCGUGUUCUUCGUCUCGUUCAUCCUGAUCAACUCGUUCGUCAUCCUGAACGUCGUGGUGGCGGUCCUCCUCGACGGGAUGAGCUCGUCGGAUCCGCCGCCCGCGGACGACGCGGGCGAGGCUGCGAGCCCCGGGGGCGCAGAGGCCGAGCCCGCCGCCAAGCGCGGGGACCCGAGGCCCAAGUACGCAAAGGACUUGGAGAACAGCAUGCAGGAGCUCAACAAGGAGGUCGCCGACCUGAAGAGCAAAAUAGACACCCUGCUCCAGUCACCGCCUUCCUGCGCUGCUUGCGGGAUCGCCUUCAAGCUGAUCGCCCUGCACCUCGUGAAGGGCGAACAGCAUCCGCCAGAGCACAGCCAGAACAAGGACGACAUCAAGAAUACCCAAGAUCGGGGAACGGCCGAGCCAAGGGCGGGCUCCGUGGCCCAGCGGCCCAGAACGGACGAGGCCAGAGAUGCCCACGGGGUAGGCGACUACUUCUCCGCCAAAUGGUACGGCUACCUGCUGCCGAAAGCUUCAGGCAUCCACAACCUGCGCAUCGAGGCAGACUCCGGGGUCCGGCUCCUGGUGGGCGAGUCGUGGGUCGUCGACGAGCUCGGCUCCAGCAUCGCUGUGGGUGCCUCGGCGCAGGUCUCACUCACCGAGCAUGAGCCCAUUCGCGUCCAGAUCGAGUACGUGCACCAGGCCUCCGCCUCUUACGUGCGCCUCUACUGGUCGUCCACUGCUUUCGAGGAGCACGGCGGGUACCUCCUGUACCCGCUCAACGUGCUCGGCGCAGGACACACCACCACCUUGGUCUCGCCGGACGAGGCCGCGGAAUACUCCACCACGAGCGGGGAUGCCGUCAGCACGUCGACGUCUGGCCUGGAGAACGUGUUCGUGCUCCACACUCGGGACGCGUACGACAACGCGCGAGCCACAGACACGACCGCCUCCCUCUCUGGCUACAUCGACUCUGUGCCCCCUGUUUACCUGGAGUUCGCUCACUGGACUGGGGGCGACUACUACGUCACCGUGGUGCCGAACGCCACGGGUACCUACAACAUGUACGUGCUGGUGGACGGAGAGGACCUGAUAUCGUGGGCUCCCCCUUCGCGCACACAGUGA